Anopheles stephensi (Asian malaria mosquito) is the source of this 1254-nucleotide messenger RNA. Its product is annotated as putative odorant receptor 83c. The transcript has a single exon. Gene Ontology annotation, molecular function: olfactory receptor activity; odorant binding. Gene Ontology annotation, cellular component: plasma membrane. The record is from RefSeq and is a predicted model, not a curated record. Bases 1 to 1254 code for a protein of 417 amino acids. Lineage: Eukaryota; Metazoa; Arthropoda; Insecta; Diptera; Culicidae. Gene Ontology annotation, biological process: detection of chemical stimulus involved in sensory perception of smell; sensory perception of smell.
AUGAAGAAGGUCAGUACGAGUGAAGCAAACCUAGAACGCAUGUUUGCGCUGAUCGCCAAACACAUGGAGGUGUUAAAGUUGAACAUUUUUAAACCCGAGUGGCGCUUAUCUCUGCGCACCGUACUCGUACUCGUAGCGAUUGGGUUUAUGCCGAUUUUAACAGCAUUCUCGGUCAACAAGUACUACGAACACUUGGAGAUCAAAGUCGAGUGCUUCACGCAGGCCUGUACCGGAGCGCAGGUGUUCAUUCGAUCGUACUUCUAUCUCCGCCAGCGGGACCAGUGCCGGCAACUUGCUACUGAGAUCCGUCGGCAGCGAAUCUCGUACGGUGUCAACGAACACGAACGGAUGGAGCAGUUGUUCCGGCGUGCUACAGAACGGAUGCUGAUGCUGUAUCGCCUGAUGUACGCGAUGUACUGUGGGUCAUUUUUCUUCGUGUUGGGACCGCUGAUAAUGCCUGACUCGCGGAAGGCUAGCCUGCCGUUAGCGUUUCGCAUACCGUACCUACCGCCGGAUGAAAAUCUUCUCUACUGGUGUCUAAACUACUUGCACCAUAUCUUUCUCAUUGUUGUUGGUAUCCACCAUUUGGCCCCAAUCGAUGGGAUAAUCGUGCUGGCAUUGAUUAGCAUCUGCACUAGGAUCAGUGCGCUGGAGCUGCUGCUGAACGAGCUGGACGGGAAGAUUACGGAAUCGAAAUGGCAGCAGACGGAACACCUCGAACCGUGCCUGGAUCGAAUCAUCGAGCUGCACACCGACAUGAAACGGUUUGCGGAACUCGUAAGCAGUACGUUUGAAAUGCAUUUCUUCACCAUAUUCAGCAUGAUCUGUUCGAUCAUCUGUAUGUGCCUGAACGUGAUCGCUGGCCAGCCGAGGAACUCGAUCUAUCCGUUGCUGUUGGCCUCCGUCUGUCAGCUGUUUGUGGUCUGUCUGUUCGGUAAUGUGCUGCUCAUCGUGAACGAUCGGCUACCGAAAAGCAUUUACGGGAUUCAGUGGUACCGGCUCACCGUUACACAGCAGAAGAAGAUCCUGUUUUUGCUCGCCAAUGCUCAAACGGACAUAGUGAUGAGUGCUGUGUUUAAGCCGGUGAACAUGACUUCGUUUGUGGCGGUAGGCGAGAAGGUUAUAACGUCAGACGAGGACCAUAUUAACUAUUCCUAUUUUAUUGCAGGUUUGUCGGGCAUCCUAUUCGUACUUCACCAUACUUCAUUGAAGCGUAUGCAUGCUGAUGAAAUUUAUAUUGAUCCGAACCGAUAA